GUCUCGUUCGUCAAGCUCCGUGUUAUCCGUUUUUCGCGCAAAAAACAACAACCAACUGCCAAAUUCAAAAUGUUUUAACAGAAAACUUAAUUCAAAGAACUCGCCGCCACGAAAAUUAGUGGGAAAUAGAUAUAGCAUUUCGCGCGUGUUCCGAUCGCGUUUAGUUUUGUUAACAAUUUAUAAAGGAAUUAUAAUAAAAUUUCAAACAUGGGUUUAUCGGAUAUACCAGCCAACUACAUGCAGGGCAGCCAUCCCCACCUGAGCCACCAUGCAUCCCAGCAGCACCACCUGCACCAGCACCAGCAGAAUCUUCACCAGCAACAGCUCCACAAUGCGGCUCCCACGCCCGCCCAGCAGGCCGCCCAGGUGCUGGCCAUGGAGAGCAACGAGCUCCUGAUGUCCACCAAGGAGAAGCUGUCGAGCAAAAAGAAGAUGCACUUGCUCAAGAAGAUCAAGAAGCGUUUUGGAUUGGUUCGCCGCUCGCCUUCAUCCUGCCCUGGUCCCAACAACCUGCCACCCCUGCAAUUCCACAGCGUCCAUGGCGACAAUAUCCGGAUUUCGCGGGACGGAACCCUGGCCCGCCGCUUCGAGAGCUUCUGCCGGGCCAUCACCUUCUCCGCCCGUCCAGUGCGCAUCAACGAGAGGAUCUGCGUGAAGUUUGCGGAGAUCUCCAACAACUGGAACGGAGGCAUCCGAUUCGGUUUCACCAGCAACGACCCGGCCACGCUGGAGGGAUCCCUGCCCAAGUAUGCCUGUCCGGAUCUGACCAACCGCCCUGGGUUCUGGGCCAAGGCACUGCACGAACAGUACUGCGAGAAGGACAACAUCCUGUACUACUAUGUGAACGGCGCCGGGGAUGUGAUCUAUGGGAUCAACAACGAGGAGAAGGGUGUGAUAUUGUCGGGAAUCGACACUAGGGCUCUCCUGUGGACUGUGAUCGACAUCUAUGGCAACUGUACGGGCAUAGAGUUCCUGGACUCCCGAAUUUACAUGUACCAGCAGCAGCCGGCCACCAUGGCACUGACCACUCAACCUGCGCCCGCCCAACUGCAGCAGCUCGCCCAGCCCGCUGUGAACACUGCCUCUACCCUGAAUCCGCAUCACCCGCACCAGCAAUCUCGCCGUUCCCUGCCCGGCCACAGUGGCGCCAUCGAGCACGAACUGGAGCGCCACGUGAUGCCAUCCCUGCAGUCGCUGCACUUGGCCGGCAAUGCCAAUGGCACUGUUUCCAGCGUGGAACAGGCAGCCAUCGCCCACGACCUGGCCAAUGGACUGCCUCCGCUACGCUACAAUGCCAACGGACGUCUGAUCCCGGUUCCGUUCCACAACACGAAGGGUAGGAACGUGCGGCUCUCGCACGACCGCUUCGUGGCCUCCCGCACGGAAUCCGACUUUUGCCAGGGAUACGUUUUCACGGCCCGACCCAUUCGCAUUGGCGAGAAACUCAUCGUGCAGGUCCUCAAGACGGAGCAGAUGUAUGUGGGGGCACUGGCUCUGGGCCUGACCUCCUGCAAUCCGGCCAUGCUGCAGCCCAAUGAUCUGCCCAACGACUCGGACUUCCUGCUGGACCGUCCUGAGUACUGGGUGGUGAGCAAGGAUAUUGCCGCUGCCCCGCAGCGAGGGGACGAGAUCGCCUUCUUUGUGGCCCCCAACGGGGAGGUGAGCAUCAGCAAGAACAACGGACCCGCGGUCGUGGUCAUGCACGUGGAUCAGUCCCUCCAGCUGUGGGCCUUCCUGGACGUCUACGGCUCUACUCAGUCCCUGCGUAUGUUCCGCCAGCAGCUGCCCAACAUGGUGGCGUACCCGUCUCAGCCUCAGGUGAAUGUGAACGCCAGCAGUUCCUCAGCCUGCGCCGCCUCCACAUCCCGCAUGCUUCCCAUGACUGAGUCGAUGAGCAGCCUGAACGCCGGUGCCACCGCCAAGCUGUUGCACCAUCCCUCCCAGCUGAGCAUCGCCCAGAGCACGAGCACCUUGGCCUCGGCCGGUGGUGCCAACGGCAGCCGGAUGAUCAGCAUGCCGUCCAACGGGGACAUCCUCCAGAUUCAGCCGAAUGGAGGUGGCACCGUUCUCGUCGUAAACCUGCCCCCAGCCAGCAGUUCCCAUGAUAUCAACGGGCAGAUCAAUGCCCGGCCGACGGCCACGGUGAGCUCAAGCGGAAUUCUGGCCGGAGCCUGCUCCGGUGGUACCCUCAUUAGCACCACCAGCAGUCAGUACAUUGAGCCUGUUGCCAAUAGCACGAAUAACGCGGCCAACAAGUGGAAGGACAGCCUGAGCGACCAGCAGAGCACGGAUUCGGGCGCCGAGUGCACCAUCUGCUACGAGAACCCCAUUGAUUCCGUGCUGUACAUGUGCGGACACAUGUGCAUGUGCUACGACUGCGCCAUCGAGCAGUGGCGGGGAGUGGGCGGCGGCCAGUGCCCGCUCUGCCGUGCGGUAAUCCGCGACGUCAUCCGCACCUACACCACGUAGGAUCUGCGGAGAAGCAAGUCGGACAAGUUUCCUAACCAACCAACCGUUACUCGCAAUGAAAUCGACUACGAAAACCACACACCACACACACAAGUUAUUGCAUUUUGAUAGAAAUGGAGCGCAAACUAAAUAUUUUAACGGGAGAGAACGAUGCGUUAUAUUUGAAGAAGACUACUAAACUGAAUGGGAUAGUUUUAACACUUAGUUUAGGAUACAAAAUUAUCACCCUAUUUAUGCUCUAUCAUUUAUACGUAUAUGUUUAAUUUUUUUGUGAUCUUACGAGUAAGUGCGCCCGUGCCCGCGAGCCAAAACUACGAUGUAUGUAUGUUCUAACCUAACCAAUCGAUUUCGAGAUUUUUCGUUUUUAAAUUUUUUUCAAACUCAUGAGACGCGCGAUAUUGCGCACUGCAUACUAUGUUACCAAAGUAUUGUGUAGGAACUAAAUGUAUUUUGAAUUAGAAUUGUCGAGUUGUUGCAAAUUUACUUAGUUUUUCUUUAUGUCAAAAUUCAAAAUUAAAAUAUAAUGAUUCUUUAUUUGGCGAAUAAUCAUUCUGGUGCUAAAUGUUAUGAAUUGCAAUCUAAAAUUGUUAGUGGAUUUGAAAAGUUAUGUUUAAGCUUGCAGCAACUAUUGGAUAACGAACAGUUUCUAAAUUACAUCUCAAUUGAUAUCUCCUUUUGACAAAAAUAUAGAAUACAAGCCACUUAAUGACCACACUUUCCGGAAGGGAAAAGCUUAAUUUCUGCGCCAUGGAAAUGCAGAACGCCACUCAAGUAGAAGCACAAAAUGUUGAAGAGAUUCAGAUCAGAAGAAUACUUAUGCACGAACACCAAAAUAAAAACAAACACUAAAAAUGUCAAAAGCGUGUUGAAAGCUAAUGUUAGUUUAGUCCUAAGUACUUAAGUUAAUUUCUAGUCAACGAAUUAUGCUGAAGUUUAAUCUAGACCGGGACUUCAUCCAAAGCCCUUGCGAACUACGAACAAAACAUAAAACACCACACAAAAGACGUAUUAAGCACGCUAAGCAA
Messenger RNA from Drosophila bipectinata, 3494 nucleotides. RefSeq names its product E3 ubiquitin-protein ligase neur (gene neur). Gene Ontology annotation, molecular function: ubiquitin protein ligase activity. Lineage: Eukaryota; Metazoa; Arthropoda; Insecta; Diptera; Drosophilidae. The record is from RefSeq and is a predicted model, not a curated record.